AUGUCACAAGUUGAAGAUGAUGAAAAUGAAGAAAUAAAUGAUUUAAAUAUUGUUGAUCAAAAAGUUCCAUUAUCAACAUCAAUUAUAUUAGACAAAUCAAUUGUAAAGAAAGAACCUGAAAUUACAAAAAUUACAAUCAGAUUUCAACCAAUUGGUUCAGCAAAAUCAAUUGAGCCCAGGGUUUUUAAAAUCUCUUCAAAUCAAACUAUUUCUACAUUAAACAAAUUCUUGACAAAGAAACUCAAAUCAAAGGAAUUAUUACGAUUGUACGUUCAGAAUUCAUUCCAGCCUUUACCUGAUGAAAAAAUUGGUGAUUUGUAUAAUUUAUUUAAAACAAAUAACGAAUUAAUCGUUACUUAUUGCAAUACAGUAGCAUUUGGAUAA
Messenger RNA from Insectozyma verbasci, 384 nucleotides. Lineage: Eukaryota; Fungi; Ascomycota; Pichiomycetes; Serinales; Debaryomycetaceae. The record is from the annotation of a GenBank genome assembly.